AAGGGUAAUGUUUUCAAACCAGCAACAAGCUUGAGAGGGGUGUGUGGUUUUGGGAUUUUAUCGUAAUACUCAAUUAAAAAACAUUACCACCAUAACACAAGCUCGAAUGAAUGAAUAAGCGGGACCCUCAGCGCACUAAUAAGAAUGAACACUCUGAGGAGUAGCUACCGCAGCUAGGCACUGGCCGUGUCAUGGCCAAGCCUGGGACUGGCACCAUGGUGGAAAAACAAGCAGGAAGGAAGAGCAAAGAUAAAAUUUCCUCUUACACCAAGACUCCGAAGCUGGAUCAGAGCGGGCUUUUGGGAAAGGAGAUGAAACCAAAGUCUUCCAUGAAACGCAAACUUGCCUUUGCUAUCAGUCCUCCACGAAAUGAGGAGCGGGAGUCUGACACAGAUUCAGACCCAGGACACUCAAGUGAAACCUGGGGGGGAAGAUUAAUCGCCCCCUGCAGGAUUUACGCAGAUAAAGAUGGUCCAGAAAAGAAGAAAGGGAAGAAGGAAACGGGAAGCAAGAAGUCGACGCCAGUGAACAUUCUGUUCGGUUACCCCCUGUCUGAGAGGAAGCAGAUGGCACUUCUAAUGCAGAUGACGGCAAGGGACAACAGCCCAGACUCCACCCCUAGCAACCUGUCGCAGGCGGCGCCGGUGCAGAAGAAGAGCCCCAGCGCUACGUCGUCCCGGCACAAGGACAAGGUCAACAAGAGGAACGAGAGAGGCGAGACCGCCCUGCACAUGGCCGCCAUUCGAGGCGACGCCGAGCAAGUCAAAGAGCUCAUCGCCGCCGGAGCGGACGUCAACGUCAAAGAUUUCGCUGGCUGGACUCCACUACAUGAAGCAUGCAACCUGGGCUAUUAUGAUGUGGCCAAAGUCCUGAUCGCUGCAGGCGCAGAGGUCAACACACAGGGGCUAGACGAUGACACUCCGUUACACGAUGCCUCCAGCAGCGGGCAUAAGGACAUUGUGAAACUGCUGUUGCAGCAUGGGGGCAACGCCUUCCAGGCUAACAAACGCGGAGAGCGUCCAGUUGAUGUAGCGGACUCUAAGGAGCUGGAGAAGCUGCUGAAGGGUGAGGCGCCACUGGCCGAUUCAGACAACAGUUCCUCAGAAUCAGAAGAGCCCUCCGGCGUUGAUGACAACAAGGAAUACACAGACAUUGACAGCAAACAGAAAAAUGGAACAGAAGAAUCUGCCUCUAGGCCGGGAUUGGAUGAGUAUGAAUUCAAGGACGAGGAGGAGGAGGAGGAGGAGGAGAAGGAGGACUCUAGCAAAUCACUAAAUAAGAGACACAUGUUAAGGCGGGAGCCAAGGCAGCAGGAGAAGGAUGAGAGGGACAGGAACCGUUUUGGGGCCAAGCAGGACAGGGACAGGCCCCCACGUACCUGCAAGUUGAAAAACCAAAAAACAGCCUGCGUGCUGUACUGCAGCUCUGAGGGCUCGAGUGAUGAGACUUCUUCAGAGAGGAGGAGCUCCUCUGUCUGUUCUCUCGUUAGUGAGGGGCACGCAGCAGAAGGAAGGGCUAAAAAAGAAACGAACCCUACAGCAGAACAAAAACAGAAGGGAAAAGUCAAGAUUAAGAACAAAAAUCAAAGCAAAAAUAAGGAAAACCAAGAACUGAAAGAGGACAGAGAUGAAAACAGUAAAGUUAUGUUCCUCUCCUCUGCUGUAGCUGGGCUGGAGAACCCAGAUAAGACUAGAGAGGAAGACUCUUUCAAGAUGUCAUUCAGCCCUAAAGAUGAAGACUCUGUCCAUUUAUUUCAUCUGUCGUCAGUGAUGUCUCCCAAGCGUAACCAUAGCACGACUGACAAGAUGUCAACCCCUCUCAAACUUGAAAAUUUGGGCAGUCCCAGUCAGGUGGACAGCAUGAAGUACAACCACCAUGUAGAACCAGACACCUCUAUGGAGACCUCCAGUACCAGAGGCUUCAAACAUAAGGAGAAAAGCAAGCAUCACCACAAAGAUCUCAGCUUGGAUCAUGAAGAGAACACCCUGGAUAGUACUGAAAGUGCCUUGCAAAAAACCGACAAAGAGGGCAAAAUAAUCAAGAAACAUAAACUGAAACACCAGGAGAACGAGAGGCACAGGAAGGAGAAUGAGACUGAGACCGAGAAAGAGAAGCACAGGCAAAGUGACUAUGGGAAAGAUGGCCGCAAGAAUCUGGAGUUUGACAGAGAGUUCUGGAAAGAGAACUUUUUCAAGAGUGAUGAAAACGAUGAACUUCUGCUUGAGAGAACGGAGUCUCCUCCGUCUGCUCAAAAAACAACAGAGGUGUCCCUUGUCAAAGAGGAGAGAGCAGUGAAAGAAAAACACCCUCACAGCAAAGACAAGAGGCAGAAAGAUGAGCAGGAAAAGGACAGAGAUUCUAAAAAGGAGAAGGAGCUUCCAUGUAAAGAGGAAAGGAGAAAAGAAGUGGAUGUGAGUAAGCAGGAAGAUAGGAUGGACUGUUGUGUUCCUUACUACGGGUCUGAAGAUUCUCCCCACAAUACUGGUGUGAAAGAAGAACUGGAGGAUCAGCCUAUCACUGGAACAGAUGCUGAGGAAAAGCUGUUAGAUACACCAGAGAGAGGAGCACAAGACAAAAUGGAGAAGAGGUUCUUCGGAAAGGAGAAGGAGUCUGAAAAGGUGGAUAAAAAACAUUCUGACAGAGAGAAGAGAAUUAAAACUCAGCACUUUUCGGAUAAAAAUGAACUCCCCAACUGCAGAGAGAAGUGGAGAGAGAGAGAAAAGGCUGCCUCCUCUCACUCUCCCAUAGAGAAAAAUCACAAGGAGAGUGAAAAGGCAAAGGCAAGCUUGUUGUUGAAAAAGCCCGAGGACAACCAGAAAAGCAAAGACAAACUGGAUCGAAAGAUUGAGAAAGAAAAGCAAGAAAAGGAACGGUAUCUGGCGGAGAACAGGAAUAAAGAGAAAAACGGCACAGAUAAGAAAGGAAAAACAUCUGAAAAGGUGACAGAUAUAGGUAGACUUGACAGACUAAGAGAAAAAGAGCGAGACUGUGAGAAAAAGAAGAAAGAUAAAAUAAAGGACAUUACUUCUUCCAGCUCAAACUUGAAAUUGGUUCUGGAGGAGAAGAAGAACAUUGUAUCCGAGAGCAAUAAAACAUUCCAUGAAAAGGUGAAACUGAAGGAGGAAAUGCAGAGGGCUCUGGAAAAAGACGGAAGGGAAAGGGACGGGGACAGAGAUGCUGACAAAUACAGAGAGCGGGACAGGCCUAAGGAGAAGUCUCAGCAAAUGAAAACCAGCAAAACAAAGGUAACUGAGGUAGAGGCUGAAAGAACCAAACCAAAAUCCUUGCCUGCACCCAAGAAUACCCGUCAGAAAGAGAAAAGGCUCGUUAACGAUGAUCUAAUGCAGACUAGCUUUGAACGAAUGCUGAGUUUGAAAGAUCAGGAGAUUGAGCAGUGGCACAGGAAGCACAAAGAGAAAAUCAAGCAAAAAGAAAGGGAGAGGAUGAAGCACCAACCCGGGCCAGAGCUCAGCAAGCUGAAGAACAAAGACAAGCUGAAAAGCUCAUCAGGUGAGCCCUGCGUUAGUCAAGAGACGGUGAAGGAGGCCACCAGUGCAAAAACUUUAUCCCUGGACACAAAGAGUCUUUCUCAUGCUGGAAAGACAGGCUUGUGCCUGGAGAACAGCAUUAACCACUCCCCAAGGCCAGAGACUGAGAAGUCUGGUUUGAUGUCCAGAUCUGCAUCUCUGAUCUCUGUGGCCAGUUCCGAAGACUCCUGCCAAGCGGCGGCACUUACACCAAGACCCCUUACUGAGCAUGACUCAGAUUCGAUGCUGGAAGGUUUGGAUUCUCAGCCGUCCAUCUUGCAGUCUUCCAGUACCAUGCUCUCAGGCGAGUCAGCAGCUAUACAUGAAAAAGAAUCUGAAGGUUCUCUUGAUCUGGUUCAUCGAAACAGGUCCUCUCUGCUCAGUAGGCAGGAAUCCCCUACCCCAAGAUCAAAAUUGGAUGAAGAUGGGAAACCUGUAAUCUCUGGUGAUAGAGGCUAUAAUGAGCCCUGCAGGGAUGAUGCAGUAUCCAGUGGAGAGCAUUCACAAGCCUCUGCUCCUGUAAACAGUUUGGCUUCUGCUCAGGGAAGCCACAGCAGCCAGGCACUGCUCCCAAGACUCGGUAAUUGCAGCUCUGGCAAAGAGAAUCUAGGCAAUGACAGUGACAAUGAGAGGAAUAACCCAAGUUGUCAUUUAUCUCUUAACAAUAGCUCUGUUUCAAACCGCAGAGAACCUUCAUUGAAGGAUUCAGAUCAAGCUGGAAGUGCACGUAUCAGUCUUUCACAUUCAGAUGCUUCACAGUGGCCGGCCACGGACGUGAGAUUACCCGGUAUUGCUGGUCCUGUGCUUGAGACAAAUGACCAGUGUACACUCGCAGAAGACUCCAGAGCAGAAGGUUUAACUGAGACAACAGCUUCAGAAGUUACAAGCGUGCAAACUAAGGAAUCCCUACCUGUGGACACAACAGGAGUGUUUUCAUUGCGUCAUCCUUCUCAAAAGUCGCUUUCCACAAUGGGAAUGACAUCGGACUGCUGUGGUGAGAAUGAAGAUGUGUGCUCAGAUUGCAGUGUUAUUUUGCUGCAGAGAGAAGAAAGGGGUUUACUUUUACCUUCUGAGCCCAAAGCAAACCCAACCUUAUAUGAGGAUACUCUCUGCACUGCAGGUGGAAAAUUUGAGGAUCAGAGGAUGGAAAAUGGCAUCUGUGAUUUGUCUGGAAGGGCCAAAAGUGGAUGGGAGAGCAGCACGGGUCCCUUAACGAAUUCCAUUAGUAGCACAACUGACAGUACUGAGGACUGUAGUCUAAAUGCCAGUGCCAGCAGUACUGAAGCUAAUGACACUCAGGAAGGUAUGGAGACAGAUGGUGUUGUUACAGAUUAUACCAAGCAAAAACCUCUCAAGGAAACCAUAAGGUCAAGCGGUUUUCAGUCUUACAAAAAUGAAUCGGGUAACCGAGUGCUGUCAACUGUCUUGGAAUCUAGUCCAGAUUGCAAGCAUCAAAUCGAGGAGAUGGCUGACGGUCUAAACAGCGAAGGGAAGAGUGGCUCCGGGGAGAUGGGUGAGAACAUGAGCCUUCCUGCAGAAGGUGGUCUGCAGGCGCACAUCAUAACUGAUGUAGAGAUCAAACUGGGUGAAGAGACGAGCGCCAUUCUAGCUCCACCUGAAGAGAAGUUGCAGCAUUUGCAUCAGGGUGCAUGCGACAGUAUGCACAGUAGUGCCCCGGGGGAUUUGUGCAAGGAGCACAGCGGUGUUCCUUCUGGGCAUCCUCCUCAGGCAGGAGAUGGGGCCUCUGACGCGUCUGGCGCCAAAACCAAAGUCAGACUUUUGGAAGACGAUGACGCUCAGGUGCAACACCCGCGGAAGAGAAAGCUGCACCGCGUCCUUCAGCCCAUUCUCCCAGGGCUCACCUUGCAGCAAUCCAAGGAGAAGACCCAGCAGUCCCUGGCAGCCAUCGUCGACUCGCUCAAGCUAGAGGAGAUCCAGCCCUACCAGACUGAGAGGGCCAACCCGUACUACGAGUUCCUGCACAUCCGCAAAAAGAUUGAGGAGAAGCGGAAAGUUCUGUGCAGUGUCAUCCCACAAGCCCCCCAGUACUAUGACGAGUAUGUGACCUUUAACGGAUCCUACCUCUUGGAUGGAAACCCACUCAGCAAGCUCUGUAUUCCAACUAUAACACCACCUCCCUCGCUCCCCGAGCCACUGAAAGAGAUGUUUAAACAGCAGGAGGUUGUUCGAAUGAAGCUGCGUUUGCAACACAGCAUUGAGCGGGAGAAGCUGAUAGUUUCCAACGAGCAAGAGGUUUUGCGUGUCCAUUACCGUGCAGCCAGAACACUAGCCAACCAGUCCCUUCCCUUCAGUGCUUGUACAGUUCUGCUGGACGCUGAAGUUUACAACAUGCCUCCAGAUGCCCAGGGUGAUGAUUGCAAAACCUCUGUGCGGGACCGAUUCAAUGCUCGACAGUUUAUGUCUUGGUUACAAGACGUUGACGACAAGUUCGAUAAGCUGAAGACCUGCCUCCUGAUGCGGCAGCAGCACGAAGCAGCGGCCCUCAACGCGGUGCAGCGGCUCGAGUGGCAGCUGAAGCUGCAGGAGCUGGACCCCACCGCCUACAAGUCCACAAGCAUCUUCGAGAUCCCCGAGUUCUACAUACCGCUCGUCGAUGUCAGCGAUGACUUUGAACUCGCCCCGAUUUGACACACUGACUCGAGUUAGUGAAUGGCAAUGGAGCGAAAACAGGAGAGCACUUCAUCCACUCUGGAGCUCCAAGCAAAGGAGGAGCGGCCUGAACGGCAGUGUCGUUUACUACGUAGAACUUAUCACAGGAAGGGAGCUGGUACUUGCACAGCAUUGGCACUUACUCAUAUAUAUAUAUAUAUAUGAAAAUAUAAUAUAUUUUCAAGGACUUGCAGUGCUGGGAGCUGCUGUCUGGGGAAAAAAAAAGCCCUAAGGGAGAGCAGAGAAAUGAAAAUGGCGCCAGAGCCCUGUCCACUUGAGCUUUUACAGAAAACAACUAUGAAAUAAAAAUAAAUUAUUUAAACUUAUUUUUCAGUCAGAGUGUUAAUACAUGUACAGACCGUGCUUUUAAUUUUUUAAUAACUUAUU
Messenger RNA from Megalops cyprinoides (Indo-Pacific tarpon), 6584 nucleotides. Its product is annotated as ankyrin repeat domain-containing protein 12-like. The record is from RefSeq and is a predicted model, not a curated record. The transcript has 13 exons. Gene Ontology annotation, cellular component: nucleoplasm. Gene Ontology annotation, molecular function: protein binding. Lineage: Eukaryota; Metazoa; Chordata; Actinopteri; Elopiformes; Megalopidae. The coding region runs from base 192 to 6176 and encodes 1994 amino acids.